Paramecium octaurelia is the source of this 4186-nucleotide messenger RNA. Lineage: Eukaryota; Ciliophora; Oligohymenophorea; Peniculida; Parameciidae. The record is from the annotation of a GenBank genome assembly.
AUGAUUUACAUCACAUUAUUGAGUUGUAUUCUUCAGAGCAUAGCCAAAGAUUGCUCUUUAUUUCCAAGUGAUUACACAAAGAUAGUCGGAAAGGAAAACGAAAUAAUCGUUUAGGAUAUAUAGGAGUAUUUUAUUUAAGUUAAAUACAACGACACCGUCACAUUAACUGAUUAAAAUAACAAGCUUACUUUGCUACCACCGAUUUAUUUAAAAACUAAUAACGAAUUGGUUCCCAAUGGUAUUAUAUUAACUAAAAUAUAUUUUAGUCAAUAAGGUUUUAUCUUACUCAGUGUUGACAACUAAAAGUUAAUGGAUGAAUAAAUUUCAGCUACUAGCUAUCAGAAAUCAAGAUGAAUAAAUUUUAGCAUGGACAGAAAAAAUUGUUGCAGGUACUUAAUAGAGAUACCCAACCUUUGAUAAAACAAUUUCCCUUGGAAGGACUGACGAAGUUAUUUGCCAAUCUUCAACUAUUUUAGAUAUAAAUCAUCUACUAAUAGAUUGCUACUAGGUUAAUGAUUAAGAGCCAUAAACUUAUUUUUAUAUGAUUAGCGAAAAAGAUGCUUAAUAAUAAUUAAAAAUAGAAAAUGCGUAUCCAUAUCAAAAAAAUUAAUAAAGAUACAUUGUAAGCACUCAGAACUACAUAUAUAGAAUUACUUUGAAAACUAAUAAUAAUCCAGCAAUUAUUGAAUUGUUUACUUAUGAUUUAGUCAAUAAGGACAUAAAGCUCCAAAAGACUAUUAACUAAGAGUUAAUUCAAUAAUACGUGAAUAUUACCGAAUAUUCCUUUGAUAUGGUUGAUGCCAAGAUCAGUCCAACUGAUUAAAUUGCUAUUUUAGAUAAGACUGGAAAUGUAUUUUUACUCCAAUACUACUCCUCAAAUGAUACAAUCAAAUUUAAUCAGGAGGGAUAUCUCUUAGGAGAAUCUUUUGCUUUUGAUUAUUAAUUUAAUCAUUAAGAGUUUGUAAUUGUAUAAAAAAACUCUGUCUAAAAAAGCCAUAGAAGUUACGAUUCAUUAGAAGACCUAUCAAAUUCGAAAAUUCAUUACAGCAAUGAUUUUAUAUUUUUAACUUCCCCCACUCAAAUUAUAGCAUUUGAUAAAUAUUUGGAGGUAAGUGAAAUUGCAUAAGGCGAUUUCAGCAAUGUAAUUGCAGAUUAAACUUAAAAUGACUUCUUAGUCUUCACCAAUACAAAUAUUAAACAUUAUUUACGUAAUCCUCACUAUAGAAUCUAGUAUCAUAAUAAUGAGCAAGGCAUUACUGGAAAUUCAAUACUCAAACUCAACGACUGUUAAGUCACUAUAGAAUAUCAGACAGUUUCAGCGAAGUCAGUCGAUUUGGUACUAGUAUCAAAGGGAAAUAUUUAAGAUUCUCCAUUUUUCACAUAAAAAAUAUUUUUUAAUGAUUUCAAUGUCCGUCCGAGAUAAUUGGUCUCAGGUCCAAAACAAAAUAUUAGUUUUUAAAAGAAUACUAAAAAUGAUCAAAAUAGUGGUGGAAAUUUGACUUAUAUUGCAGUUUAGGGAGAUACGUUUGAUAAGUAUACUAAUAAAAAUUUGAGUUUAACUGACUUAAUCUUCCUUUAAACUGUUUCUAUGGCUUAAUCUUUUGAUUAACCUUUUUCAAUAAUCACUUAGAAUAAACAAAAAGAAUUGGCUAUAUAUAAUUGCUAAUCUCGUACAGCUGAAAUAUGUUAAUUGUCCUAUUAGUCAAAGUUGGAUUUUGAAAUUACUAAGGAAAAUACUGUUAUCCAAUAUUAUUUUUAUUAAUUUACAUUCAUUACACUACUAAAUGAGAAAACACUGUUCUUUUAUAAAUAUUAUUCAAACAGCUAUCUCAAUAGAACUAUUACGCUUAAAGAUGAGGACGAAAUCAAAAGCAUAGAUAGCAUUUACUUGAGUUAUUCGUAUUUGCUCCUAUUUUCUAAAGCAGCCAAAACUAUCGGAGUGUAUAAUUUUGAGUAUGUCGAUUUACUUUAUAUUAUAAACCCUGAGAAAUUGAGCAAAUUAGGAUUUGCCGAUUGGGAUCCAUAAAGAUUAUAUUCAAAUGAUUUUGACCAACAAUUAUUUGUUGUAAAUGGAGAAGCAUAGAAUCAACUUCUGAUCUUGAAUUUAACAAAAACAGAUUUCUCUUUUGGUUAUCAAAUGGCUAUUUCACAAUCUUAGGAUAUUAGGAUUAUUAGUUUUUAUGAGAGAUUUGCUAUACUUUAAUAGUAAGCCUAAGGAAAAUUUACAUUCUAAAUUUACAAUAGAUAGGAUCCUACAAAUAUCUAUCUUGAGAAAACUCCAUCUUUUUAUGAUUAUUAAAUUGAAAGUUUUGACUCAUUCUUUUGGGUUUCUUAUAAUGGUUUGUUGCACGUCAAAGCAAAAUCAGAAUUCAAAUCUGUUAUCUUAUCGUAUAUUGUUGAUUUGACUGAUCAUAAUUCAUUAUAUUGUGUACAAGAUUGGGACCCAGUCAAUCAAUUUGUGGCAGCAACCUAGAAUACAGUAUUCUAAUUUAAUAAGGACAAUGUUUGGGUAUAUUAUAUCUAAAGGUACCCUUACGUGUCAUAUUCAGUUAGUUUUGAUGACAGUACUUUUAUUUCAAAUUAGGACUAUAACAUAGUUUACUCAAAUGAAUAACUUUUAUUGGUUAAUAAAAAUUUCAGAUUGGUUAACAUCUAUAUUGAUUUGAAGAUUAGUUAGGAUAAAUUGAACAUAACCACUAAUUUAACAUCAAAUCAAGAACACAAUUACAUUUAAGAUAUGGGUACUGAUUGGUUUUCAGGAGAAGUCACCUAAUUUGAAUUGUAUUUACCUCAAUUUAAUGAUCAAAAAGCAGAAAUAAUAAAUCCUAUUGAAGUUGUAAAACCAUAUUAUCAAAAUAAUACUAUGAAUGUUGUUGAUUUCAGUACAAACUAUAUUUUUGUUCUUAAAAAUGACUCCUAUGUUCUUAUUAGUAAGAAGACAAAUGAAGUUGUAGUCACUGAAAAAAUAACUAAAGGUUAUUUAUGUCAAGAUGUCAUAGCAAGUUUUGAUUCCUAGGUCUUGAUAUAAUGUAUUAAAGAAGAAUUAUAGUAUGUUGGUGGAAUACAAUGUGAAAAUACUAAUUGUAAAAUAGGUAGUUCUUGGUUAUAAAUAAGUGAAGAAAUAAUAUCAGGAUACAUAGAUAAUGAAAAUAUCUUUAUUAUUGAAAGACAGGAGAUCUUGGCUUACUCAAAAAAUAUUCUAGAUUUAUCCAAAGCUUAAAAUUAUGGUAAGGUAAGUGUUAAUGAUUUGGAUAAUUUCUAGUAUGGAUUAACUAUUAAAAAAAUUAAGAAGAAUCACUAUCACGUGUAUUGCACUGAUCAUAAUUAUGCAUUUAUUGUACUUGAAUAUAGCAUAAAAGAGAAUCAAAUAUAAAGAACCAACAAAAUUACUUUCAAUUUAUACGAUUUUAUAAAUCAAAACUUCUAUUAACUUACAGGAACCAUUUACUCUUGCAUCAGAACAAUUAAUGUUGUGAUUACUGAUACAUCAUACAAAGCAGACUUUAUUCUAUUUGCCACUGCUGGUCCUCAUUAUGGAGUACACAUUGAGUUUUCAUGUACUGCUGACCAAUGUAGUUUGGAAUAGAAAAAGAUUGCUUUUGUGUUGCAAGGCUAUGGAUCAUUCGAACUCUUAGGAUACAUAUUCUCAAAUGUUAGAAUUGUUAAUAAUUUCGUAUAAGUUUCCUAUACAGAUUCUGGCAGAAUCAAAUUGGUUUAGACAAUCUAUUAAUUACCUAAGGUUUAAACUACAAAUUCAGCUGUAAUCUUUUUUGCAGCCUUAAGACCGACAUACUAUUAUAACAGGAAUUUCAUCUAAGAGGAAUUUUACUCUUACGAAAACUAAGUAAUUUUAUAUAUUUAUAAUUAGUUGUAUUACAUUACCAAUUCAGAACAUAUUGAUUAAUUAGGUUUAUAUAAAAUUAAUUCAUCUCCACAACUAUUGCUCAACGGAAAAUUUGAUAAAUCCUCUGGGUAUAUUAGAGUUAAAAAUGAUUUUUCAUUUGAUUAAAUACCCAUUACUAUUCAAGGACCAGGUGGUUCUGAUGAUGACGAUCACGAUAAUACUACUUCUAGUGGCCAUACAGGAGUUUGGGUGGCUUUGGGUAUAUUUGGAGGUUGUUUAAUUUUGGGAACAGGAUAUUACUGUUACAAAAGGAAGAAAACUAAGGUGGACACUUUAAUUUGA